This is a messenger RNA of Neocloeon triangulifer, 1486 nucleotides long. It is a transcript of the gene Dpit47, whose product is annotated as DNA polymerase interacting tetratricopeptide repeat-containing, protein of 47 kDa. The record is from RefSeq and is a predicted model, not a curated record. The transcript has 8 exons. Gene Ontology annotation, molecular function: Hsp90 protein binding. Bases 195 to 1382 code for a protein of 395 amino acids. NCBI's taxonomy places the organism in Eukaryota, Metazoa, Arthropoda, Insecta, Ephemeroptera, Baetidae.
CCCUCCCCUUUUCUUCCAACAAACGCAAAUCGAACUCAAAAGGCAACGAGGCUAGACAAGCACCGACAAAACAAAAGUCUUUGUCAACAAACCCAGGUGGAGACCGAACAGCAUGGCCUAAUGCAUUUUGGUCCAAUCGCUAAUUUACUCCGAAAUAUUUAAAAUUCCCAUUUACCUGCUAAGAAGCGAUCAAGAUGGAUUUGAACAAAGAAAGUUGCAACGAGAGUGCGGAGCAAAAGAAAACAAUUACACAUGAGGAGAGGAUGGAGCUAUGUGCCAAGUUAGACAGUGAGCUUGAUGAAUACAUCUCCAGCUUGGAGAAGAAGUCGUACACGGAAGGAUGGCCCGAGGACAGAUGGCAAGAGGAAAUGGAGAAGCAUCCUUUUUUCAUGACAAAGGUGCCAGAGGAUGGGUCUCUUCCUCCUCUGCUGGAAGGCAUUCAGCAGCUGAAAUACGACCCUGCUGAAAAUACGUCUGAAGAGCUCGCAACAAACUACAAAGAAGACGGAAACUUCAGUUUUAAACACAGCAAAUACAGAAUGGCAAUUUUGAGCUAUACCGAGGGUUUAAAGGCCAAAUCAACUAACAAUACUUUGAAUGCAGAGCUACACAACAACAGGGCAGCAGCACACUUUUUCUUGAAAAACUACAGGUCAUCUCUUAUGGAUUGCAAAAUAGCCAUAAAGCUGCAGCCAAAUUACUUGAAGCCGAUCAUAAGAGCAGCAAAAUGUUGCCUUCAGAUGAAGAAAGAGGAUGAUUGUAUUGCAUUCUGUGAUCAAGGCCUAGAUAUUUCCGGGAAUAACGAGCAGGAGCUGGAUGAGUUGCGGAAGAAAGCAAUUUAUCAAAAAAAAAUCAAAGACAGAGACGAAAGAAAGGCAACCGUGGCCAAGAGGCUCGAAGAACAAUUUUUGGGCAACAUGAAGAAAACGAUAAAAGGGAGGGGUAUAACGGUUAAGGGAUGGAGUGACGGCGAUUUGGACAUUGCAGCUUUGGAGCCUUGUUUUCCUGCCGCUGCUCACUGCCCGGUUGCCCUGGGUGAAGAUGGCCGAUUAACGUGGCCAGUUCUGUUCCUCUACCCCCAUUACGGAAUCACAGAUCUCGUCCAGCAUUUCCACGAAGACACGACUUUCCGAGAGCAGCUAGCAGAGCUUUUCCCUGUUGGAUCUAAAGCCGAGUGGGACACUGACAAUGUUUUCGUCAAUGUCGAUGACAUGAACAUUUAUUUUGAAAGCAAACAAAAAGACGAAUUGGUGCCCGUUUCAAAAGAUUCUACUCUUUUGAAGGUGCUGACAGAUGGCAGGUACGUGGUACACAGUGGAACACCAAGCUUUUUGGUUGUGAUUGCUGGGAGCUCAGCAGAGAACAGGAUAAAAUCUUUGUGAGCAAACUUUUGCCAGCACUGGCGUGCACAAUUUAUACAAGUUUAAAAUUCCAAAAAUUACAAAACUUGUGUUUUAAUUAUUAAUCUUUAUCCUAAGACGUCCUG